Aspergillus pseudonomiae is the source of this 1001-nucleotide messenger RNA. RefSeq lists its product as uncharacterized. The coding region runs from base 369 to 575 and encodes 68 amino acids. The transcript is spliced from 4 exons. NCBI's taxonomy places the organism in Eukaryota, Fungi, Ascomycota, Eurotiomycetes, Eurotiales, Aspergillaceae. The record is from RefSeq and is a predicted model, not a curated record.
GCAUUGCCCAGCAGGCAACCACAAUUUGGCCCUCGGCUUAAUUAUUCAAUUGCUCAACAAAUGCUUACUCUAUCUUGCAUUGCUGUAGUAUCAUCCCAAUCAAUGCAUUUGACCCCCUCGCCAAUACUAUUUCCACCGAAUUCCAUCUGCAAGGACGCUAGUCUCUAGAUGACAGCUCGAGGACAGCUAGGCCCUCCAUUUGGGUAGAAAGCGCUCUAUAAUAACGCCCGCACUGGCAGCAUACCAUCUUGCACUUCAAUCCGCUUGUCUCAAUCCACUUAUUUCUACCCGUCUCCUAAUAUGCGACUCUAUUUCCUAUAGUUCUAGAACCGAGUUGGUUAAUCCUCAAGCCUCAAUCGCGAAUCAACAUGUUUACCACGAUUUGGCGAAUCGUUUCUGCAACCCUACGAUUCCUCUGGCUUGUACUUUUAUGCCCGUUAAUUAUAGUUGUCGCUACAGGGGCCGCCGUAUCUAUUUAUCGAGCUGGUCUCUCCCUCUGGAAAGACGUUCCUGCGGGUUUCUACGAACUGUUAUGUCGUUUAUCGCGUAGCGACUUCUUUCCUGAUUCAUUCUAGUUUAUUAUCAUUACUUAUGGAAAGCAUGGGGUUUUGUAGGGUUUAGCCUUGAGUGAUACCUUUAUGGGUUCGUGAGUGGUUGUUUUUGACUAUUAUUUUAUCGCAACUGUCUCUACUUCAGUUAUGGAAGAAUCCAUGCGGAGUACGUAGUCCAUAAUACACCUUAAGUGGAUAGAGAAGUUGGUAAUGCGCGAAAAAAGAUAAAUAUUAAUGGUGAUACCGGUGCAUUGUAUCCGGCCUUGAACUUCUCUGGUUUGUCUAAGGCAUCUCCGUACGGCAACCAUUGGAGAGCAAGUCCAUCGACGCUUGGAUGUCUUUCCAAAUGGACGAAAUGCUUAUCUUGAUACUUAAUUGCUUUCCACUUGAAAAGUAUACAUAUAUUAACAACGCAACCUAAUGCCUAACAAUUUCAUAUGACUCACAUCA